Molecule: messenger RNA, 2844 nt
Organism: Astrephomene gubernaculifera
Lineage: Eukaryota; Viridiplantae; Chlorophyta; Chlorophyceae; Chlamydomonadales; Astrephomenaceae
Source: the annotation of a GenBank genome assembly
GGUUGCUUGCGCGGCUCAAUCCCGGCAUCGGAAAGCAUCAGAUGAGCGUGAAUAAGAAUGGUGUACGACGUUCCGUUAAGCUGUGCCUCGCGGCUCUGGGAAGCGUGUUGCAAGUUGAAGUGUUAGUACACUAGCAAUGCUGCUGCCUUAGUAAGAAAAUGACAGUUCGGCUGUUUGUUGGCGGCUUGCCGCAAGACAUUUCCGCCGCCGACUUGCGUUCGCGCUUCAGUCCCUUCGGCAGGAUAGAGAACAUAGAGCUUGUUCCACCCAAAGAUAAUGCGUUAGGUAACACUCCCAGCGGUGUUGCGGCUCAGGCGCAACACGCUUGCAGAGGAUUCGCUUACGUUGAACUUGACCCAAAGGACGACGUAGCUGUGAAGAAGUGCUUGAGCGUCUACAACAACAGCAAAUGGCGCGGCCACGUGCUCCGCGUCGAGGUAGCCAAACCCAGUUACCUCGCCCGAUUACCUCACCCAGCCCCUCUCCCUCACCAAUCCCCGCAACCGCUGGCACCCCGUUGAAGUGGACCUGGCGAAACCCGACAAGCCGCCGCGACGCAGCUUCCCUGUCGUACAGCCCCUGCCGCUGACUCGGCUCGAGUGGCGGCGGGAGGACGUACCCGAGGAGGAGCGGCAGGAUGAUGACGUGGACGCCUCGUCAUCAUCUUCCGAGGAGGAGUACGACAGCGACGUUGCUGACGUCAGCGGCGGCGGCGAUGCAGCUGGUGGCGGCGAUAAGGGUGGCGAUAAGGCUGGCGGCGGAGGUGAUGAUGAUGAUGAUGAUGACAUGGACCUGAACAUCUUCAUGGAUGGUGGUGAGGGGGGUGACGGUGAAACACGAGACACAGCGGCGAAAAGCGCCAGGGGGACUGCUGCUGCUGCUGCUGUCAAAGUCACCAACACCAGCAGCAAGCCCGCUCCUGCACCCGCACGCGCACCAGCACCCGCACCGCGCCUGACCGGACCCGCACCCGGCGGCAUCAGUGCCAUGUACUACCUGAACCGCGUCUGGUCGCUGCCCAUGCGCCCCUACGCGCCGUCAACUGCUGCUGCCACUGCCACUGCUGGUGUUGCUGCUGCUGGCGGCGCUGCCGCUGUGCCGCCGCCACGCAGCCUGGCGACGGUGGCAGAUCACCUUCAUCGUGCGGUGGGUGGCAGCAGUGAGGACGCGGAGGAUGAGGUUGGUGCUGACGCUGGUGCUGGCGGUGCAGCGGCGGAUGGUGGUGGCGUUGAGGGGGUUGCUGGGGGGGAGCAGCCGCAGCAGCCGGCGAACAAGCCCGCAGCAGCAGCAGGACCUGCCGCUGCCGCCGCCGCUGCUGCAGCUGCUGCGGUCCCCAAGCGGGAGGUCCGAGGGGAGGUGUUGUCCAUGUUUAAAGUGCUGAAAGCAAUCGACCAUGAGACUCGCAAGCGGGCAGCAGAAGAGGAUGCGGAACGCGCCGUGGCGGCAGCCAAGGCGAAAGCGACGUCACGGGGAGGUAGGCAGCAGCAGCAGCGGCAGCAGCAGCACCAGCAGUGGGCGCCGGCGGGCGCAGUGGCGGAGGUUGGCGGUGAUGGGGAUGGAGUGGUGGAUUUCAUGGAUGUGGAGGAGGGCGGUGCUGGGGCGGGGGGUGCGGAUGAUGCGGCCAUGUUGUCGCGUUUCGAUGAUGAUUCGGAUGAGGAAGGGGCCGCACCACAGCGGCAGCAGGUGGAUGAGGAGGAGGAGGAAGAACAGCCGCGGCUGCAGAAGCAGCAGCAGCUCCAGAAGCAACAGCAACAGGUGGUGGCGAAGCCGGGCCCUCCCGCUGCCGCUGCUGCUACCUUGCUAGCAGGCCGGGGCGCUGCAGGAAAGCAACCGGUUGCCGCACCGUCGUCUCCUGCCGCCGCUGCUACUGCGGCUGCUGCUGUCUCCCCUGCAGCAGCUGCGGUGAGGGCGAAGAGCGUCGUCAAACAGGCUGCCGCAACCCCGGGAAUUGCUGCUGCUGCUGCUGCGGCGGCGGCGGCUGCAACCCCCAAAGCACCGGCAAUAGCAGCAGCAGCGCCCAAAGCAGCAGCGGCAGCACGGAGCACACCGCAGCAGCCGCAGAAGCGGCAGCAACAGCCCCAGCAGCAGCAGCAGGCGGCAGCGGCAACGGUGGUCAGCAGCUCUCCCGCGGCGGCGGCAGGUGUAGCCGAGGAGCGGCCUGCCAAGAAGAUCAAGAUGGCGGAGGAGGAGAAGAAGGCGGAGACGAAGGCGGAGGAGAAGAAGGCGGCGGAGGAUGAGGGAGAGGCACCCGCACGCACUGGUAUUACCGCCGGCGCUAACCGUGCAGCUGCCACGACUCCUGCAGCCCUUCAAACCAGGGCCAUCACCACCACUCCAUCUACCGCCGCCGCCACCACUACCCUCACCACCACUCCCGCAGCUGCCCGGAAAACAGCUGUCCCAGGACGCGUGACGACCCAUGGGUCAGCCGGUCGUGACCCUCUUGUUACCAGCGCUGCUGCCAGGGGGAGCGGCUUGCUGAUCCCUGCGAGGAAGCCGCAGGGUGGCGGCAGCAGUGGCCUUGGCGACCCGCUGGCUCGCUUCGGUGGCGUGGACAGUGACAGCGACGGGGAGGAGGUGUUCCGUGACGUGGACUCAUCAGAAGACGAGGGAGAAGGAGGGGGCAGCGGUGGUGGCGGCAGUGGCAGCCAAAGGAGGAGGAGCAGUGCAGGGCGCGGAGGCGAUUGGUUCCUGCCUGUGUCGGCGUCACGGGGCGUCGCAGCCGUCAAGAGUCCUGUGGGACAGCAGCAGCAGGUGGCUGGGGCAGCAGGAGCAGGGGCAGGGGCAGAAGCGGGAGCAGGGAGCGGCGGUGGUGGCGGUGCUAGCGCUAGUCCGGGUGUGGUG